AUGUCCAUUUGUCAGGAUGGACUCACUGGCAGCGCUUGGGGUGACUGGGCCAACUACACCGCCUCCCCUUUGCGCGCGGAGCCCGCAAGUGCGGCAGCUGCUGGAAGUCCUGAAUUCGACCCAUCCACCCAGAUUGGCGCUAUGGCCCCACUGGGUUUCUUUGACCCCGCCGGUUUCUGCAAAAAGGGCGACGAAGCUGGCUUCCGAAACCUGCGGGCAGCCGAGAUCAAGCAUGGGCGUGCUGCCAUGAUGGCUGCACUUGGGGCAGUGGUGCAACACUACGUGAAGUUCCCAGGCUUUGAGUCCGUGCCCAGUGGCUUGGCCGCUGCUGUCACACCACCCGGGAGCUAUGGCUUCAUUGCUUUGUUUGCGGUGUCUGGCGCGCUGGAGCUUGGCCUUUGGACCGAGAGCGACGACAAGGAGCCUGGAAACUUCGGUGACCCAGUGGGAUUCAACCAGUACACUCAAGAAAUGAGGGAGCGAGAGAUCAACAACGGCCGCUUCGCCAUGUUUGCAGCGCUGGGUAUCAUUUCCGCAGAGCUGUACACUGGCAAGGAUGCCAUCGAGCAGAGAAUGUUUCGCUUAGCGAAUCUCAUUUUGCUUUAUGCGGGCGCGACCGCCACGCAGAGCUCCGUGUCCCUGGCGCUGGAGAAGCGCGUGAUGCAGCAUAGGCAGGCAGAGGAGGGCACCGACGCGACCACGCAGCACAAGAUGGCUUACUUCGGUACCAUUCAGGUGGGCCGCCCACCGCAGAAUUUCACGGUGGUCUUUGACACGGGCAGUGGCAAUUUGAUCGUGCCCGGCCGCGAUUGCACCAGCGACGCCUGCGCCAGCCAUCGCCGCUUCGACCGCCAGAAGAGCAAGCAGAUUCAGAGCGUGAACUGCGAUGGCAGCAAAGUAGGUUACGGCUUGGAGCAGGACGAGAUUACCAUUACCUUUGGCACUGGCAAAAUCACUGGUCAGUGCUUUCAAGACGACAUUUGUAUUGGUUCCGCCUGCUCGAAGGGCAACUUCAUUUCCUCCACGGAAGAGAGCUAUACUCCCUUCGCGAGCUUUUCUUUUGAUGGCGUCUUGGGGCUCGCCCUGGAUAGCAUGGCUCAGUCCAACGAGUUCUCGGUGAUGAACUUGCUGCAGCAGUCGGGAGUCUUGAGGAAGCCCAUCUUCUCGGUCUUCCUCUCCGACUCGGAGCAGGAGAAGUCCGAGAUCACCUUUGGCGACAUGAAGCAGGAACACAUGGCCUCUGAGCUCUACUGGGUUCCGGUGUCCGGGAACGCUGGAUACUGGGAGGUGGAGAUUGAGGACAUCUAUUUCGAUAAGAAACCUCAGAACCUGUGCAAGGGCUGCCGCGUGGCAGUUGACACCGGCACCUCUGAACUGGCAGGCCCCUCGAGCGUGGUUGGAAAGCUGGAAGAGCUUUUGAGUCUGGGGGAUUGCUCCAACGUGGACUCGCUUCCAAAGUUGGGUUUCGCGGUUCGUGGACCAGAUGGCAACCCCAAGAUCUUGAGCUUGUCGCCUCGGGAAUACACCUCUGAGAUCGGCAUGGGCACCUGCAACCUGUCGCUCAUGAACCUCGACGUGCCGCCCCCAAAGGGGCCGCUCUUCGUGUUUGGCAUUCCGUUCUUGCAGAAGUAUUACACGGUCUAUGACCACGAGAAGAGCCGUGUGGGCUUCGCCGUGGCCAAGCACAAGGACCAAGUCCCCGAGACGCUCCUCGAGGUGGAGGCCACCGCGGCGCCAGGCCCAGAGGCACGCCUAAGCAGCUCCUUCCUGGAGCAGAGCUGCCUUCAGGACGGAUCCGUCUAUCGGGGUGUGAACGAAAGAGUGGCUGAGCAGCGUGUCGAAGGGAAAAGGUCGACCUUCGGGGUCUCAGAGGCCAUGCCCAGCUUCUUUGCCCACCGAGCACCCUGCGUGCGAAAGCGAGCGAGGAUGACCGGCAGCGUUUCGAGGGAUGACCGGCAGCACAGAAAGCACAUGGCGCCCCAUGUCGCGCUGCUGAGCCACGACGUGCUGAGCCACGAAGGGAUCGGGGAUGCUGACAGUGGCAAGACCAGUCUCAUCAAUGCCUGGGUGAACAACUCCUGCUCAACGAGCUACACUCCGACGCUGGAUCCCACGCUCUACCACAGGACGAUGAAGAUCCCCAAUCCGCUAGAAGAAGAGGAGACGGUGACCGCCCUCAUCGAGAUUGAAGACACCUAUGCACCGAUUCGCACGGGUGGCAUCGACAUGUACGGCCAGAAGCGGGACGUGGACGAACUCAUCGAGGUGAAGCCUCCCCCGCGUGAGCCGGUGGUCACCCCGCAGUACUACGGGCCCUUCGCCGAGUACGAGGCGCUGACGCAACUGGAGUAUCGGCCGCUCUCCCGGUGCAGGAUGGGUUUUCUGCUCGUCUUCGAUGCCACGGUGGAGGAGUCACUCAAGACGGCCAUGGAGAUGUUCAAUAGCAUUUGCCUCCAGUCCGCGACCAAGACGACCGUGCCGAAGGGCAUCUCCGUCUUUUUGGUGGCGAACAAGAUUGACAAAGAGCCAUUAGCAGAGGAGACGCAGAAGACCAUGGCUGCCGCACGGGCCUUCGCUGAGAUCAAAGAGCUGCCCUACUUCGAGGUCUCGGCCUUGAAGUUCCUUCGGGUCCGGAAGCUCUUUCGUGAGAUGGUGGAGCACAUCGUUCUGCAGCCUCAGCUCUGGAGCUCGGACUCGUUGAAGGAGUUCUACCAAAACAAGAAGAAGGUCUCGGUGCAGGCAGAGAACUGCUCGCUUCAGUGA
This is a messenger RNA of Durusdinium trenchii, 2763 nucleotides long. Lineage: Eukaryota; Dinophyceae; Suessiales; Symbiodiniaceae. The record is from the annotation of a GenBank genome assembly.